GCGAGUGCGGUUGUCUUCAGCCUCGAUGCAAGUGCAGCGGCUUGCAGACCCGCCUUGCGCCAGCAUUUAUACACCUACGGCAGCAGACGACCGCUGCGACCGCUUUGGCAUCGCUGCUGCACAACUGAGCACUUGAGCCUGACGCAGUGCUGCCGUGCUGCACGAUGGUGGCAACCGUAAAACGUCUGUUGCUGCUGCUCGCAUCGAUGCCAGCAGCUCUGCCCUUCAAGCUCACGCGGCGUCAAAUCGCGCGCGGCGCGGCGAUUGCGUGGACGCCCUUUUGCGUGGUGAAGGUCGUAAAAGCGCUGCAGAGCGGCGGGCCGACCAGCCCGUACGGGUUGGCGAAGCGACGAACAAUCUUCUCCGCUGUUGCGAAAGAAGGGCUGAAAGUCCUCGAACUGGGCGUCGGCGAAAAUAAGAACGCGGACCUCUAUCCGAAACGCACGUCGCUCGUCGGGCUCGACGCCAGAACGCCAGCAAGGCCGGCGCGACAGUCCUCACAACUCGAGAGCUACGAGUUCGUGCUCGGCGCAGCAGAGAAGCUGCCGUUCGACGACGCGUCCUUCGACGCCGUAGUCUCGACGCUGUGCCUGUGCUCGGUCGACGACGUCGAGGCGACCAUUCUGGAAGUCGCGCGCGUCCUCAAGAAGAACGGGCGCUACGGCUUCGUCGAGCACGUCGCGGCGGAGGACGGCACGCUCCUGGACGUGCAGCAGCGGGUGCUGGACCCGCUCCAACAGCGAGUGGCAAACAACUGCCACCUGCACCGCCCCAUAGACCGCGCAUUGCUCGGCGCGACGAAGAAGUCCGGAGGGCCGUUCACGGAAGUCCUCGAGUUCGAGGAGUACCUCGACGACGACAUGUGGCCGGUCUCGAAGCAAGUCGCAGGCGUGCUAGUGCGUUGAUCUGGAUCCGUG
Molecule: messenger RNA, 917 nt
Organism: Pelagomonas calceolata
Lineage: Eukaryota; Pelagophyceae; Pelagomonadales; Pelagomonadaceae
Source: the annotation of a GenBank genome assembly